AUGCGAGACGAAAAACCUUUACUCCCUAGCCCUUCCAAAACACAAAUUGGCCUGGUUUAUUUUUUGAUUUUUACAAUUGAAUUUGGUAUUCCCUAAUCAGAAUAUGCACUAGAAUAUGUAUUUAUUAACCCUUUUUUUAAUCGGCACAAUUGCUCGGUUAUUUUUCUUUCGACGAUUUGGCUAUUUCCUUCAAUACUCACUUUGAUUUCUCAGCCAAUUUGGCACAAAUACGUCUACUCGGAUUAUUCGACAAUUAACUCAAAAAAGAAGCUAUUGAUUUACUUAUUAUGCUCUACAACAAUACUAGGAAUCAUCACUUUAAUUUCAUCAAGUUCAAUCGCUGAGCUAUGCUUUCGUGCAUCUAUUGAUGCCAGUGAGAAAGCAAGAAAUGCGUCUAUUAUUCUAGGAUUUAUAGGAUUUAUGCUAAUUAGUGCAAGCCACAACAUACUUUUGGAGAUUUCACUAGGCUUUAGUGAAGAUGAAAUAAGGAUCCCCCCUCAUUUGUCCAAUUUUCUAGUCUUUUUUAUAGGAUAAAAAAUUUUCAGGACCUUAUUUGUCCCAAAAUCUAGUCAAAAAUGAUUUGUCCCUUUUUCUAGUCUUUUUUGGAUUUUUUCGAAUGUCUAAAUUUUAGUUUUUUACUUUAAAAAAAUUAGAAAAUGAGACAAUUGAGGCCCUGGAAAAAAAAUUUUUCUAUCAAAAUUUUAGCUAGAAAAUUGGACAAAUGAGGUCCUAAAAACAUUGUUUUUUUCCUAUAAAAAAAACUAGAAAAUUGGACAAAUGAUAAAUGACUAGAAAAUUAGAUAAAUGAGGGGGGGGAUCCUUAGAUAGCUCUUAUACAGUUUGCGGGUGCUUUGGAAGAAUGGCUGGAUUCUUUAUUGCUUCGAUCGACUGUUUUGAAAUUUAUUCAUUUUAUAUGCAUUACAACGUAGGGGAUAACAUAACUUUUUCAUUUCUGGCUGUUUCUUUGCUUUAUGUUUUGACGAUGUGCAUUGCAGUGCCGUACAUUUCGUUCAGAGCCAAGAUUGAUUCGGCAUCAAUUUCAUACCCCUCAGCUAGCAGUCUGGUUUCUUUACCUUGAAAAAUGAAAUUAUUAAUGCUUACUUAUUUUUUGACCUUAGGAAGCAAUUUAUUGAUAUCAAUUUAUGCGACUUCGUGGGUAUCAAUGGCAAUUUGGGAUGAAAAUUAUAUAAAAGAAGACCAGAGAAGAUACAAUAUGGGACUAUCAUGGGGAGCCUUUACGCUGUUGAUAUCUUGCUUAGUAACCAUUGUAGUAAUUUAUGUUAUCCCUCUGAUAAGAAAAUACCAAAUUUUGAGAGAUUCUUACAUUUUAGGCUUAACCCACCUAAUUUGUGCAAUUGCUUUAAUUACUACACACGAAGUGGGGAAUUUCCAAUCAAUUUUUAUAAUUAUUCCGAUUUGUGGAUUUUCGUUUGGAGCAAAUAUUGUGCUGCCUCAGCAUUUAUUUUCUGAAAUGCAAUCUAACUACUUCAAGCAGUGUGAUAAAUUGCCUUAUUUGCAUAGAAGGUCUGAAUGCUCUGAGCCUAAAGAGCUUUCAGCUUCUAAAUCAAGGCUCUUCGAUACUAUUUCUAACAAUGAUAUCCAUCAGAUAGGAAAAAAUGAUUGAAAAGUGCUGCUUAAUAUGACAAGUCUGAUUUCUCAAAUCGUUAUGUUCGGAUUUAUCCCAGCUCUUAUUGCACUCUUUAUCGGAGGGGACUACAUUAAAUGGGGCAUGACAACUGCUGGAAUUUCAGCACUGGCAGGAUCUGUCCUAUCAUUUGCUUUAUAA
This is a messenger RNA of Blepharisma stoltei, 1786 nucleotides long. Lineage: Eukaryota; Ciliophora; Heterotrichea; Heterotrichida; Blepharismidae. The record is from the annotation of a GenBank genome assembly.